AUGUUUGAACAAGCACCUUAUUGUACGCCGUAUUCUCUUCUGAUAGCCACAGAGGGACGUCUUAAAUCUUUACUGGCGCUCUUUUAUUUCGUUCCAAGUGAAUUUAUUGAUGAAGUCGAAAUCGCUAACAAAGUUGGCUACGUGCAAAUUCAGUGCGUACCAAUCACGUCCAUGAUGGACCUCUGCGACGGCGUUUGUAUGGUGUGCGGAGAUCGAUCGGCCGGUAAGCACUACGGUGUGAUGGCGUGUUACGGUUGCAAGGGCUUCUUUCGCCGGACGAUCCGCAGUGGGCAGAACUAUUCGUGCCGAUUCCAGCGGAAAUGCAGCAUCGACAAAGAUCAGAGGAAUGCGUGCCGUUUCUGUCGUUUUCAACGGUGCUUAAAUGUGGGAAUGGAGCCAGAUGCCAUCAGACCGGACCGUGACGUCAUUGGAAAGCAGAAAAAUCCACGUCGUAAGAAAUUGAGGCGCGAAGACAGCUCACUGCCCUCACCUGGUAGCGACUCGCCCUCUCCCCAUGAAGAUGUACUGGUGACGUUUCUUGUGGACGUAGAACUGCAGUCCAUGGGCGGUCCUGGUAGUCGCACUUCGUUACCAAUCGGCAUUCAGCGGAUCAAGUCCGAUCCUGACAUGGACAUCAGUUCGUUGUUCAGCAAUCGUUUUGCAUAUGAGGAAGAAGCGUACGAGAUAGGAUACACCAUGGAGCGAGUAGCAUCUGUCGAGCAGUUGGCAUCGGCACUUCGACGAUAUCUGUUCGCUGCUGUGCAUUGGAUUGAAGCAUUGUUUUCGUUAGCGCAAAUUGAUAACGUUCCAGAAAAGGUGGCAGUGUUAAAGAGCGUGUUCGCCCCUUACACAAUCCUCUGUCAAGCAGCACGAACUGCACAGUUUACUGGCGAACAAUCUUGUGCCGCGCAUUCUUGA
Angiostrongylus costaricensis is the source of this 918-nucleotide messenger RNA. The record is from the annotation of a GenBank genome assembly. NCBI's taxonomy places the organism in Eukaryota, Metazoa, Nematoda, Chromadorea, Rhabditida, Metastrongylidae.